GGCAAAACCCUAUUGCAAUUGCAUCGUACCCUAUUGCAUUUGUGGUAAUUACUUUGCAAUUGCAUCGUCCCUAUUGCAUUUGUGAUAAUUACUUUGUAAAUUUGAAAUCGCUGGACUUGGAUUCGUGUGAUUGUGCUUGAUGGGUUGUCAAAUGUUGUAGCUUUGUUCUGUGCAAUAGGGUUUUUGAGUGUGGAUUAGUAUUGGGUUUGCUGGGUUUUGUAGGACUUGGGUGUUUGAGUUCAGAGGCUGUGUGGUUCUGGGUCUUUACGUUUUGCUUGAUUGGUUGUGAGGAUUUUGUGUAUUUUGAAGUUGGAUGCUUUUGGAGUAUUGAUUGAAAUUGUGGGUGUGUGUGAUUGUAUAUUGAUUAGAUAUGAGUCGUAGGGUGAGAAGGAAGGUGGGUAGGAAAGGGAAGGAGAAGGUGGUGUUGCCGACUUAUCCUGAGAUUGAGGAAGAAGUUUCGGGUUCUGUGUAUAAUGGGUUUGUUGAUUGGACUGGUUUGCCUGAUGACACUGUGAUUCAGUUGUUUUCGUGUCUGAAUGAUCGCGACCGGGCAAGUUUAGCAUCUACUUGCAAGACUUGGAGGGUUCUUGGGAUUUCUCCUUGUUUGUGGACCUCUUUGGAUCUUCGCGCGCACAAAUGUAAUGAUGCAAUGGCAACUUCACUUGCUUCGAGGUGUGUGAAUCUUAAGAAGCUUAGGUUUCGUGGGGCAGAAUCCGCCGAUGCUAUACUGCAUCUUCAGGCAAGGGAUUUACGUGAGAUAAGUGGUGAUUAUUGCAGGAAAAUAACUGAUGCAACUCUUUCUGUGAUUGUCGCACGACACGAGGCACUUGAAAGCCUGCAGCUUGGGCCAGAUUUCUGUGAAAGGAUCAGCAGUGAUGCUAUAAAAGCCAUAGCUUUUUGCUGUCCUAAAUUGAAGAAGCUUCGACUAUCUGGAAUUAGGGAUGUUCAUGCUGAUGCUAUUAAUGCUCUAACUAAGCAUUGCCCAAAUUUGACUGAUAUUGGGUUCAUAGACUGUCUGAACGUUGAUGAGAUGGCAUUGGGAAAUGUUGUGUCAGUUCGGUUCCUCUCUGUCGCAGGGACAUCAAAUAUGAAAUGGGGUGUGGUUUCACAUCUUUGGCAUAAGCUGCCUAACUUGACUGGUCUAGAUGUUUCAAGAACUGAUAUUAGUUCUGCUGCUGUUUCGCGAUUGUUGUCAUCAUCACAGAGCCUGAAGGUUUUAUGUGCCUUGAAUUGUCCUGAGCUUGAAGGAGGCACCAACUUUGCUCCCCGUAAAUAUAAAAGUAAAUUGUUACUCGCCCUUUUUACAGAUAUUUUGAAAGAACUAGCUUUAUUAUUUGUCGAUAUUACAAAAAAAGGGAAGAAUGUGUUUUUGGAUUGGAGGAAUUCAGUGAACAAGGAUAAGAACUUGGAUGACAUUAUGACUUGGCUUGAGUGGAUUCUGUCUCAUACUCUUUUGCGCAUUGCUGAGAGCAAUCAGCAAGGUUUGGAUGCUUUUUGGCUCAAACAAGGUGCAACAUUGUUGCUCAAUUUAAUGCAGAGCUCACAAGAGGAUGUCCAGGAAAGGGCAGCUACUGGACUUGCAACUUUUGUUGUUAUUGAUGAUGAGAAUGCUAGCAUAGACUGCGGGAGGGCCGAAGCUGUUAUGCGAGAUGGUGGAAUACGCCUUCUCCUAAACCUAGCAAGAUCUUGGCGAGAAGGACUUCAGUCAGAGGCUGCAAAGGCUAUAGCAAAUUUGUCUGUGAAUGGUCAAGUUGCAAAAGCUGUUGCUGAAGAAGGAGGAAUCGAUAUUCUGGCUGGUUUGGCUAGGUCUAUGAAUAGGCUUGUUGCUGAAGAGGCUGCUGGAGGACUAUGGAAUCUAUCUGUUGGAGAAGAACACAAGGGUGCCAUCGCUGAAGCUGGUGGUGUAAAAGCUUUAGUUGAUCUUAUAUUCAAGUGGUCCUCUGGUGGUGAUGGAGUUCUGGAACGUGCAGCUGGUGCACUGGCGAACUUGGCUGCCGAUGACAAGUGUAGCACAGAGGUUGCAGUGGCAGGUGGUGUGCAUGCUUUAGUGAUGCUUGCUCGUAACUGCAAAUUUGAGGGAGUGCAAGAGCAGGCUGCCCGUGCUUUGGCUAAUUUAGCUGCUCAUGGAGAUAGUAAUAGUAAUAAUGCUGCAGUGGGACAAGAGGCUGGUGCUCUUGAAGCACUUGUUCAGCUUACGCAAUCUCCUCAUGAAGGAGUCAGGCAAGAGGCAGCUGGCGCAUUGUGGAAUCUGUCAUUUGAUGACAGAAAUCGAGAAGCAAUUGCUGCAGCGGGUGGUGUUGAGGCCUUGGUUGCUCUUGCGCAAGGCUGCUCAAAUGCCUCCCCAGGUCUUCAAGAAAGGGCUGCUGGUGCUCUUUGGGGAUUGUCUGUCUCUGAAGCCAACAGUAUUGCCAUUGGACGAGAAGGAGGUGUUGUGCCUUUGAUUGCUUUGGCACGCUCUGAAGCUGCAGAUGUCCAUGAAACAGCUGCAGGUGCUCUAUGGAAUCUUGCUUUUAACCCUGGUAAUGCUCUCCGUAUAGUUGAGGAAGGUGGUGUUCCUGCACUUGUUCAUCUUUGUUCUUCGUCGGUGUCAAAAAUGGCUCGCUUCAUGGCUGCAUUGGCGUUGGCGUACAUGUUUGAUGGAAGAAUGGAUGAAUACGCCUUGGUAGGUAUUUCUUCGGAAAGCAUAUCAAAGGGUGUGAGCUUAGAUGGGGCUAGAAGGAUGGCUCUGAAGCACAUUGAGACAUUCGUCCUCACAUUUUCUGAUCCACAGACAUUUUCUGCUGCUGCUGCAUCAUUAGCGCUGGCAGCAUUGGCACAAGUUACAGAAGGAGCUCGAAUUCAAGAAGCAGGACAUCUCAGAUGCAGUGGGGCUGAAAUUGGAAGAUUUGUUACUAUGCUACGAAAUCCAUCAUCUGUCCUCAAGUCAUGUGCUGCAUUUGCUCUUCUCCAGUUUACCAUUCCUGGUGGCCGGCAUGCUAUGCACCAUGCAAGCCUUAUGCAAAAUGGAGGAGCAGCACGGGUUCUGCGGGCUGCAGCUGCUGCAGCAACUGCACCUCUUGAAGCCAAAAUUUUUGCGAAAAUCGUUCUUCGCAAUCUUGAGCAUCACCACAUGGAACCAUCACUAUAGAUCAUCUGUCUGCAUAAUAUCUCUGUUUAGGGUGGUCAGUGAUGGAGGCUGAAUUCAUGCCUUAGUUCAGAGCUCCUCGAAAGCAGUUCAUUGCAGCAUGAGGACACAUGCUGCUCUCUGUAAUCUUCAUGUAAAAGAACUAAACCUUGCCCCGUAACAAAUCCGCUCGGUUUCAUUUCUUAUUGUCCACAAUUUGUUAGGCAUAAAGAUGGUUGAUUUAGGUUCAAGUAACCUUCCCCCUUUGUACCAUCCACAAAGAAAAUAGGUUCUUGAGAUGGGGGUUUAAUCUAAGAGCUUGUACCGUAAACCAUUUUUGUCUUUUGUUUGUAUUCAUUGUAUGUUUCCUUCUCAAAAAAAUUGUACGAUUUCUCUCCGAUGAUAUGAAAAAGCUGUUUGAGACAUAUAGCCAAUAUUUUGGUGAAAAA
Fragaria vesca subsp. vesca is the source of this 3552-nucleotide messenger RNA. RefSeq names its product protein ARABIDILLO 1-like. The record is from RefSeq and is a predicted model, not a curated record. Bases 371 to 3127 code for a protein of 918 amino acids. Gene Ontology annotation, molecular function: protein binding. Lineage: Eukaryota; Viridiplantae; Streptophyta; Magnoliopsida; Rosales; Rosaceae. The transcript is spliced from 12 exons.